AUGAGCAACUUUUUAUUCAAAAUUGAAUUUAACCCAAACGACUUCCCUGAAAUCAAGAACUUAGAAAAUUUUUAUCUAGAUGCAUUUCACAAGUCAUACGAGUUAUACUACAAAAAUUAGCUUAGCGUUUUGAAUUCCUAAACUAUUGAGCCUUUGAAAUAAAUUGAACCAAAUACUGGGUUUUUGUACUCCAAAAAAGAAAAUAAUUAAAAUUCAAAAACUUAAUUAAAAGGCGGAUUAGAAAGUGUCAUUAAAAAAUUAAAUUUAAAACUAUGGAACGAUUCUCAUAUUGGAGGAGGAAAAGUUGUAAAUUAUGAAAAAAUAAAAUUUCUUAUAGGCGUAAAACCAGAUUCUGAUAUCUAUGUAAGAGUAGUUGCAAUAUAGUAAAAUUAUUAAUGCUUUAAAGAAGAACUUUAAUAGUAUUACUUAGUCCAUUUCUAUAAAUACAAGCAUGAUAUUUAAAGAGCUAAUAUAUAGCCAAUCAAUACUACCCUAAGAGAAAACAGAUCUAAUUUACAUAAAAUGGAAGAAGAAUUGGAACAACCUUAAAACACCCAUGUAAAAUAAGAAUACUAAGAAAACUAAGAAGAAUCUGAGAACAAAUUCUUAAAAAGAUAAGUUGAGUAACUAUAAAAAUAAUUUAAAGAGUAACAAGAAAUCUCAAAUCAAUAAAGCAAUUUAAUAAAUAUCUUAUUUUCAAAAUAUAAUUUACUUGAAAAUAAGCUUUAAGAAAUAAUGAAAUGUCAAAAUACAAUUAUCUUGGAUUGA
Tetrahymena thermophila SB210 is the source of this 768-nucleotide messenger RNA. RefSeq lists its product as hypothetical. The record is from RefSeq and is a predicted model, not a curated record. The transcript has a single exon. Lineage: Eukaryota; Ciliophora; Oligohymenophorea; Hymenostomatida; Tetrahymenidae.